GUCACGCCAUUUAUAUUUUCCAUUAUAAACACUACGCCUUUAGUCGACUCCUCAGCGGCCAACGGCGGCGGCGUCCUCCCCUCCCCCCACUACCGACCGGUAUCGGAUUGGCGUGGAGUGGAGAUCCAUCCGAGAAAUUGCCGAAUUGGGAUUGAUCUAUUCUGUUGGUUCUUCGUCUUCUCCAGCGCGCGAGAUCGAUCCACCCGAGGCGCGGGUGCGGGUCAGUUGGGCUGAGCGCCCAUGGAGCACACUAAGUCCGGCCCCAGCGGUUGGCCGGAGCUGGCCGACGUGGUGCCAGUGCCGCAGGACGACGGGCCCAGCCCCGUGGUCCCCAUUGCCUACCGCGACGACUUCCGCGAGGUCAUGGGCUACUUCCGCGCCCUUUACUUCGCGGGCGAGCGCAGCCCCCGCGCCCUCCGCCUCACCGCCGAAGCCAUCGAGCUCAACCCCGGCAACUACACGGUCUGGCAUUUCAGGCGCCUUAUUCUGGAGGCAUUGGAUUCUGAUCUACUGGAAGAGAUGAGUUUUGUGGACGAAAUUGCUGAAUGUAAUCCAAAAAAUUACCAAAUCUGGCAUCACAAGAGAUGGCUUGCUGAUAAAUUAGGGUCUGAUGUUGCGAAUAAAGAACAUGAAUUCACAAUGAAGACACUUGCUAUUGAUGCUAAAAAUUACCAUGCUUGGUCUCAUAGGCAGUGGGUUCUUCAAGCUUUGGGUGGAUGGGAGGGUGAACUGCAGUACUGCAACCAACUACUUGAGGAAGAUGUCUUCAACAAUUCAGCUUGGAAUCAGAGAUACUUCGUAAUAACAAGAUCCCCGCUUCUUGGUGGCCUUACAGUGAUGCGUGAUUCAGAAGUAGAUUACACAAUUGAGGCUAUUCUAGCAAACCCUCAUAAUGAAAGCCCUUGGAGCUACCUCAAGGGUCUAUACAAGGGCGAGAAAAACUUGCUAGUAGCUGACGAGCGCGUUUCUGGUGCUUGUCUCAAGGUCCUGAAGAAUGAUCGGAGUUGUGUAUUUGCUUUGAGCUUGCUGCUUGAUCUUCUUCGCAAUGGUUUACAACCUUCAGAUGAAGUUAGAGGAACUAUUGAAGCAAUGAAGAACUUUGAUCCUGAAACGGCAGAUGCUGAUCUUGCGAUUUCGGUUUGCUCUUUCUUGCAGAAAUGUGAUCCCCUGCGGGUAAAUUAUUGGUCUUGGUACAAGACUACUCUUUCUUCUCAGAUCUGACAAAUACAUGGGCUUACCCCUUAUAUCAUUAUUGGACUGUACUCCGUGAGGCAGACAUGAUUGAUAUGCCUUGGGUUAAAAGAUAGUUCCACUGGAUUUGCAUGAUGCAAAUCCUAUCAAAUCGAUGAACAGUGUAUGGCUUGACUUCGAUGCGACAUGAGAGCGACACUUGUACUGGAUUUUGCUUGGCGGAACUGAUCAAUGUUAUUAUUCCAAAUAACACCUUGUGUAACAUGUUAUUUCA
Messenger RNA from Phragmites australis (common reed), 1465 nucleotides. RefSeq names its product protein farnesyltransferase/geranylgeranyltransferase type-1 subunit alpha-like. NCBI's taxonomy places the organism in Eukaryota, Viridiplantae, Streptophyta, Magnoliopsida, Poales, Poaceae. The coding region runs from base 241 to 1221 and encodes 326 amino acids. Gene Ontology annotation, biological process: protein farnesylation; protein geranylgeranylation. Gene Ontology annotation, cellular component: CAAX-protein geranylgeranyltransferase complex; cytoplasm; protein farnesyltransferase complex. The record is from RefSeq and is a predicted model, not a curated record. Gene Ontology annotation, molecular function: protein farnesyltransferase activity; CAAX-protein geranylgeranyltransferase activity. The transcript has 6 exons.